GUAGCAAUGGCCUCGUCUCUGUCAGCAUUGCUGCUCCUGUGCCUAGCGGCGUCAGCCUCGGCGCAGCUGUCGCCUAAGUUCUACGCGAGGUCAUGCCCCAAGUUGCUGGGCACCAUCAAGGGCGUCGUGACCGCCGCCGUGAGGAACGAGGCCCGCAUGGGGGCGUCGCUGCUCCGGCUGCACUUCCACGACUGCUUUGUCCAAGGGUGCGACGCAUCCGUACUGCUGAGCGACACGGCCACCUUCACCGGUGAGCAGGGUGCCGCCCCGAACAACGCGUCGAUCAGAGGCAUGGGCGUCAUCGACAACAUCAAGGCUCGGGUCGAGGCCUUGUGCCCGCAGACCGUCUCCUGCGCCGACAUUCUCGCCGUCGCUGCUCGCGACUCCGUCGUCGCGUUGGGAGGCCCUUCCUGGAACGUUCCUCUGGGAAGGAGGGACUCGACGACGGCGAGCCUGGCUCUCGCCAACAGCGACCUGCCACCGCCAUCCUUCAACGUCUCCGACCUGAUCUCCAACUUCGCCGCCAAGGGGCUCGGCGUGACUGACUUGGUCGCCCUCUCCGGCGCGCACACGAUCGGGCAGUCACAGUGCAAGAACUUCAGGGACAGGCUCUACAACGAUUCCAACAUCGACACAGCCUUCGCCGCGUCGCUCAAGGGAAACUGCCCCCGACCGACCGGCUCCGGCGACGCCAACCUGGCGGCGCUGGACACGACAACGCCCACCUCGUUCGACAACGCAUACUACAGGAACCUUCAGUCCCAGAAGGGGCUCCUGCACUCCGACCAGGUGCUGCUCAACGGCGCCGGUAGCCGUCGCACCCGCACACUGGUCGGGACAUACGCGUCCACGCCGUCGCGGUUCGACAGGGACUUCGCUGUGGCCAUGGUGAAGAUGGGGAACAUCAGCCCGCUCACCGCCUCGCAGGGGCAGAUCAGGCGCAGCUGCUCCAGGGUGAACUAAGCUGCUCUACGUAAAAUUCGGAGUGAUCAAACGGCGACCAAGGCUGUGUCACCAGUUGUGGGAUACAACAACUGGUACAAUAAUUGCGUGCUCCAAUUUCUUAGUCUCCUGGAUUGUCAUCUCAGCUGUGGAUUUCUUUCUCUCUAUUGGAGCCUCAUCAACUGUGGAAAAUG
Messenger RNA from Lolium rigidum, 1136 nucleotides. RefSeq names its product peroxidase 70-like. NCBI's taxonomy places the organism in Eukaryota, Viridiplantae, Streptophyta, Magnoliopsida, Poales, Poaceae. Gene Ontology annotation, biological process: response to oxidative stress; hydrogen peroxide catabolic process. Bases 7 to 963 code for a protein of 318 amino acids. The record is from RefSeq and is a predicted model, not a curated record. The transcript is spliced from 3 exons. Gene Ontology annotation, molecular function: peroxidase activity; heme binding.